Molecule: messenger RNA, 1590 nt
Organism: Sphaerulina musiva SO2202
Lineage: Eukaryota; Fungi; Ascomycota; Dothideomycetes; Mycosphaerellales; Mycosphaerellaceae
Exons: 2
Coding region: 60-1430 (456 amino acids)
Biological process (GO): regulation of DNA-templated transcription
Molecular function (GO): DNA-binding transcription factor activity
Source: RefSeq, a predicted model, not a curated record
GACGCUCUUCCCACCGGGUCUCGUGCUACUUCGUUCCCACUUCUCCUUCUUCACUGACCAUGAGACGCAACAGCAACGCUUCCAACUCCUGUCGCAUUGAACGCAAGAGAGCUCAUGACAGAGAAGCACAAAGAGCAUCGCGAGCGAAGACGAAGCAAUACAUUGCUCACCUCGAGAAGACGAUAGCAGAUUUGACUGAGGGCAGCGGCGACAACCAUGCAAACUAUCUCGCUCAGCAUGCUUCCCAGCAGUCGCAGGAGAUCGACAAGCUGCAAGGUCUCGUCAACAAGAUUCGCACGCUUGUCCAGGACACCGUAAAGUCCGAAGAGGAUGGUUUGCCCGAAGGAAAUGCCCUGUCCCCUUCCAAAACAUUCUCGGUGAUGAACUGGGAUGCUCAAAGUGAGGACCGGUGCCUCAUGAAUGAUGUUACGCAACCGCAAUCAAGCAAUUUCAAACAAGCACAAGAACCUCGCCAAGCUGCCUCAUCACCCCGAAGUCUCGUGGUCCUAGGUGUCGACCUGUACUGCGAAGACAGUGACGAAGCAACAUAUCUUCUGCGCCUCAACGAGCUGAUUGAGAAGCUCGAGAAGACUCCUGACAAUCUCUCCAGCCUCGAAGAAGACCAGGACAUCCUCAUCCGAGCCAUCACCUGCGGCUGGGACGCAUCGGAACGCCUCCACCACUUUGACAUCGUCUGGAGAUUCCUUCGAGCCUUUGACGAGGGCUUAUGGCAUCGAGCUCAACCGAUCGAGCGUUUUGCACAUUUCUGGAAUGUGCGCUCCACAAUGUUACACAAGAUUCAGCUCAAGAAUCAACCAAGAAGGAAGAUGGCCACAUUCAUGUCUACUACAGUUGGUCAGCGAUCGAGCUCGUACCCUGCAAUUAUAGAUUACUUUGGCUGGCCGCAAGUCCGCAAACACCUGCUGACGACAGGUCUCAAGCAAUGUACCGACCGCGGAGUUUUGGCUUUCACAGAGAGUUUCCGCUUUGUCUGGCCUUGGGAAUUGAGAGAUGCGUAUAAGAUCAACAAGACUACCGGGAUGUACUCAUUCUCCGAGGCGUUCCUGAAGAGCUUCAACGACAUUUCUUCUUUCCGGCUACUGGCCAAUGAAUUGGUACCAUUCGAAGUGAGGCCCCCCUCUCAAACAGUACCGGAGUCGAACUUUGCAGACGCAGAUGAAGGGGACACUUCUGCGGAUGAUGAGUUCAGUCAUCCGGAACCGACGUUUGGGGCAGCGGCAGCUGUAGCAGCAAGCGAGGGCGAACAAGUAAUGCAUACCGAGCCCAGCGCGCAGGACUGGAUGGCCACUCUUGCAAGUCUACACGAAGCCGGACGACAUGAGAUACAAUCGGUACAUGCAUUGCCGAUAGCUCCAGAGACGAGUCUUGCGCUGUGGGGCAACACUCGAGAGCCAGUGGGAUUCUUUUGACGAUGAACUUUAGACGUGCCUGUCAUACACUAUACACUUGCUAAACGCAAACUUGCGUGCAAAAAGAUUGAACGUCGACUCACAGAAAAGAGGUACUGUGUGCGUGCUUAUAGGUGGUGCAGUCAGCGUCUUGUAGGUAGGUAUUCAAACAUGUCGACUU